CAGGAAGUAUUGUGUUUUUUACACCAGCCUAUCAGGUUGGUCUUUGACUUCAGACCUGCAUAUUGGUACAUACUUAUUUCAAGUGUUUAUCCGGUCAGAGGACUAAACUGAAGUUGGAGCUACACACCACGAUGAUCAGAAUCUGGGUUGUUGUGGUAUUAUUUAGUACAAUAUGUGUGACAAAAUGCAACAAUGUUCAGCGGCAUAUUCAAGUUCAGGGUGUUCAAAUUGGUGACCCAGUGACUCUCUACUGUGUUUUCUCAAAUCAAGUAUACAAUCAGGGAAACAUGUUCUGGUUUAAGCAAAUAACGGGGGAAAUCCCUCAAGUUGUUGCAAGGAUGCAGAAAUUUCAGCCCAGGCCUGAACUGUACAAGGAAUUUAACAAUUCACAUCUCAAUGUGGAGAGGGCUGAAGCUGACGGGAUAUAUCGUCUUACAAUCCCAAAGAUGGAACCAACGGAUGAAGCUAUUUACUAUUGUGCAAGUAGGACAGACUAUGAAGUGAACUUGAUCAAUGGGACUUUUUUAGUAUUAAAAGGUAAGAAUCACCAGAGGUCUGAUUACAAGACUGUUGUAGAGCGGCCAAUGUCUGACCCAUUCCACCCAGGAGACUCUGUGACUCUGCAGUGUACAGUACUCUCUGAGACCUGUACAGGAGAACACAGUGUGUACUGGUUCAGAGCCGGAUCAGGAGAAUCCCAUCCAGGAGUCAUUUACACCUCUGGGAACAGGAGUGAUGAGUGUGAGAAGAGCCCUGAGACACCCUCUCCUACACAGAGCUGUGUCUACAGCCUCUCUAAGAACAACCUCGGCCCCUCUGAUGCUGGGACUUACUACUGUGCUGUGGCCACAUGUGGUGAGAUCCUGUUGGGCAAUGGAAUAAAAUUGGACAUGGCCACUGACACGAAAUGCAAUGAGUCAGAAAAGGCUAUGGUAGCGGUUGUUGUUGGUUUGGCAGUGGCGUUGGUGUUGUGUGGGAUUGGGAUCAUCUUCCUUGCCUGCACCAGAAGUAAAGAGCAAGUCUGCGACAAUUGCAAAGCAGUAGAUGCCUGUCGGGGAGGAAGACAUGAUGGAUUAAGGGGAGAACAGGAUCAAGAUGGAGAUACGUUGAAUUAUGCUGCAUUGAAUUUUUCAGAGAGGAAAAAUAAAAGAGGAAGAAAGAAGAGAGAGUCACCACAGGAGAGUGUGUACUCUGAUGUCAGGUGUUCAGACUGGGAGUGAACUUCGUUUAUGUGCAGAAGAACUUAGCCAGUGAACUUAGCAUCAUCAUUCUAAAAUGUAACAUUAAUAAUACUUACAUUUGUAAGUAAGUGCCCCUUCUACACAGAGAUUUUGAAAAUGUGAGACCAUGACAAAUUUAAUAAAAAAAUGUAUACAAA
Molecule: messenger RNA, 1378 nt
Organism: Salmo salar (Atlantic salmon)
Lineage: Eukaryota; Metazoa; Chordata; Actinopteri; Salmoniformes; Salmonidae
Biological process (GO): response to bacterium
Source: RefSeq, a predicted model, not a curated record